GAAACGUUGGGCAUAGUAAGUUGUUGAUAUAAAACAAAUAAAACACAUAAGAAAAUUCGUAGAGGAAAAUGAUAACUCCAUUUGUGUGAAAAGGCGAUUUCAUGCGGAUCCUCCGUCUUCGUCUUAAGCAUUAAUCUCAUCUUAACUUGACUUUCAUUACCUAACAUGACACAGCAAAAGCAGAAAAACAACUACAGACUGCAUAAGAGCACUAAACACACUCAAUUAACAGAAACGAGGAAGGAUUUAAUUAGGAUCCGUGCUAAAUUGUGUAAUUAGUCUGCUAAAGACGGCAAAUACAUGAUUAAAUACACCAGCUCCGCUCUUUAUAUAUAAGGCGUUCAGAAAAAUGCCCAGCAGAACUAGCAUUUACCAACAACUGAUCUGACUUGUCCAAAAAAGUUCAAAAAACAAAAACGCAAUGCGUGAAGUCUUCUGUUCCGCCGUCAUGGCAUUAUAUUUGAUCGGAUUUGUGACCGGACAGAAGACGUGUACCGAAGGUAUGGAUGAAGAGACUGUAGAACUAGCCAAAAUGUUAAGAGACAACUGCGGAGAAGAAAGCGAAGUGGACAUGGGAUUGAUCGCGAAAGUAAAUGAUGGAGCCGACUUGAUGCCGGACCCAAAGUUGAAAUGCUAUAUGAAAUGCGUGAUGGAGACCGCAGGGAUGUUGGACAACGGGGAUGUGGAUAUAGAAGCGACGCUCGAGCUGCUGCCGGAGGCCGUCAGGAGUAGGCACGAGCCUAUUGUGCGCACCUGCGGCUCCAAGAGAGGCGCCGACGACUGCGAGACAGCCUUCAACACGCAGGCGUGCUGGCAGCAAAUGAACAAGGCAGAGUACUGCUUAAUUUAGGCUUGUAAGUCAAUUCACAUAUGCCACAAAGUGAUGUAUUUUUUAAUUUAAAUAAUUAGUCAUUAUUCACAUAAAAAUAUUGAAUUUGGAUUUUCACAAAUGGUUAACCACAUAAAGGUUCCAUCAGUGGGUGGCUUAAGACUUCAAAGUAUUUGAUCCAAAUAUGAAAUUGAAGAGAUAAACCCAGACAGCUAGGCUUCUCUUUAAAAUAUACGGCUGCAACUUAUAUUUUAGACCCAA
Leguminivora glycinivorella is the source of this 1090-nucleotide messenger RNA. Its product is annotated as general odorant-binding protein 69a-like. The transcript has a single exon. The coding region runs from base 422 to 850 and encodes 142 amino acids. The record is from RefSeq and is a predicted model, not a curated record. Lineage: Eukaryota; Metazoa; Arthropoda; Insecta; Lepidoptera; Tortricidae. Gene Ontology annotation, molecular function: odorant binding. Gene Ontology annotation, biological process: sensory perception of smell.